Messenger RNA from Ostertagia ostertagi, 1365 nucleotides. NCBI's taxonomy places the organism in Eukaryota, Metazoa, Nematoda, Chromadorea, Rhabditida, Trichostrongylidae. The record is from the annotation of a GenBank genome assembly.
AGGAAACAAGGAUCUUUGACUCCGUCAACAUCAAACGAAAGGGCAGCUGAAGAAGAAAUUACAUCGACGGAAGAACGAACUGCAGGUAGACUUAACCAUCACUAUAAUCUCAGGCCUCGUAAAAAGGUGACUUACGCCGACCAAACUACGUCUAAAAUGACAACAAUGAGCCUUUUCGUAACGGUCAUAUGCGCGUUGACGACUAUGGGUUUUGACUUCACGCUUGCGAACUGCACGCUGUGCUCAGCGCUACUGUUCAACCCAGAGUGCUGGCCCAUGGGCGCCAUAUUAGCGACAGCUCUUCUCUUCUAUCUACUCAUUACAGGGUGCUAUGUUUUCUUGUACGUGCCGGUUGUUAUAGGGAAACCAGUACGCGUUGCGGCAAAGGCCAUUUACUACGCGAUUUCUUGGAUCGGAACUACAAUUCGUAACAGGAAAUCCAAAACGCGUACUAAGAAGGCCCUUGAUUUGGUCGAGUUAUUAGCAAUAGUCAUGACCCUGGCAAUUAUUACAUCUACAGUACAGGGAUGCCAACAAAUUGAUAUCUUUGCCCAUCAGAGCACGGUAGCAGCCUUCGAUUACAAGAAUAACGAGAGACGAAAAUGGACCAUUCAGAUGCUACCAAACGUGCCAGUUAAACGGAGUGCAUUCUCCUUGACUCUUAGUUCCAUCAAUGUACCGCCCACACCGUUGUUGAACACACCGUUCAUUACGGAUGGGCAAAACAUUGCCCUGUGGGAUUCGCGUUUAGCUCCGGCAUUGCUGUGCGACAACUCAAGUGCAGCUUUAAACUUAGACUGCGAAUUCAGAGAUAACUGUGCGUGCUAUUCGGCAGAAACGAAAGCCAAUUGUAAGUGCGAAAACAUCGAUCUAGAUACAUGGUUCAGUAAUCUCCAACACCGGCUUCCAGUAAUUACCCCUUCGGUGUCAUUCAAAAAAGACCCACAAGGAGGGAUCCGAGCUACUAUGACCACAAGAACGACGUCAGAAAUAAUCUUGACUAUACAGGACCAGGUUGAAACAGAAGUCAUCGUUAAAGACGACAUUUGUGUCGUUUCUAACGCGCCUUUAACGGGGUGUUAUAAAUGUGCAAAAGGGGCAGAGGCAAGCAUCGUUUGCAAAUCCUCUAAACCCACCCAGGCAGAGAUUCGCUGUGAAGGGUCGACUUUCACCGUUCAAUGCGAUAGCCACGGAGUCCCGUCGAUCCUACAUUUCAGUUUCGCAAAGGCGCGUAUAGGACUCACGUGUACUGUAUCUUGUGGACGCGUGGAAUCUACAUUUAGAAUUGGGGGAGUUCUGAAAUUCACGCACUCUGCGCAGACGCUCAUGUAUUCGAGCAUGCUGCAGCUUACCAUUUCGCGUAUU